CUCGCGAAAGCGAGGCGAGGCGGAGGAAUCCCACAAUACCAGGCGGGUUGGGGAAGCUUGUGGCGCUCCCGCUGUCUCUUUAAUGCAAGAGGAAGCGAUGAGGAGGGGUGGAAAAUGGCAGAGCUGCAGAUGUUACUAGAGGAGGAAAUCCCUUCUGGCAAGCGGGCUUUGCUCGAGAGCUACCAGAACCUCACCAGGGUCGCCGACUACUGCGAGAACAACUACAUCCAGGCUCCAGACAAAAGGAAAGCAUUAGAAGAGACCAAAGCAUACACCACUCAAUCUUUAGCCAGUGUUGCUUAUCAGAUCAAUGCACUGGCAAACAAUGUGCUCCAACUACUGGACAUCCAAGCGUCACAGCUCCGGAGAAUGGAGUCCUCAAUCAAUCACAUUUCCCAGACGGUGGACAUACACAAAGAGAAAGUGGCACGUAGAGAGAUCGGCAUUUUGACAACCAACAAGAACACAUCCAGAACUCAUAAAAUCAUUGCACCAGCAAACAUGGAGCGUCCUGUAAGGUAUAUUCGAAAGCCUAUAGACUACACAGUGUUGGAUGAUGUGGGCCAUGGUGUAAAGUGGCUAAAAGCCAAGCAUGGAAACAGUCAGCCUGCAAGAACUGGCACUUUGUCAAGAACAAAUCCACCUACACAGAAACCACCAAGUCCUCCUAUGUCGGGCCGGGGAACUCUGGGGCGGAACACUCCUUACAAGACGUUGGAGCCAGUUAAGCCGCCAACAGUCCCUAACGAUUACAUGACCAGUCCUGCAAGACUCGGGAGCCAGCACAGUCCAGGAAGAACAGCAUCCUUGAACCAGAGGCCUAGAACACACAGCGGCAGUAGCGGAGGAAGCGGCAGUCGAGAAAACAGUGGAAGCAGCAGUAUUGGCAUUCCCAUUGCCGUGCCUACACCUUCACCACCAACCAUUGGGCAAGCACAAAUAUUUGUUCCUCCUCCUCCUGAAGCACCACCAGCACCACCAAUGCCCCCGCCUCUCGUGACUGGCAGUAUGAUAGCUGCUCCUGGGUCAGCCCCUGGUUCCCAGUAUGGCACAAUGACCAGGCAGAUUUCCCGACACAACUCUACUACUUCUUCGACCUCUUCUGGUGGAUUUAGGCGGAAUCCUUCUGUGACGGCUCCAUUUUCUGCUCAACCUCAUGUUAACGGCGGGCCUCUCUAUUCCCAAAAUUCAAUUUCUAUUGCUCCGCCCCCUCCCCCUAUGCCUCAGUUGACUCCACAGAUACCUCUCACAGGCUUCGUGGCCAGGGUUCAGGAAAACAUUGCUGAUAGUCCGACUCCGCCUCCGCCUCCUCCGCCAGACGAGAUGCCGAUGUUUGAUGACUCGCCGCCCCCGCCGCCUCCACCACCCGUGGAUUAUGAAGACGAGGAGGCUGCAGUCGUGCAGUAUAAUGAUCCGUAUGCCGAUGGCGAUCCUGCUUGGGCACCUAAGAACUAUAUUGAGAAAGUUGUUGCCAUAUAUGAUUACACAAAGGACAAGGAUGAUGAGCUGUCAUUCAUGGAGGGUGCAAUCAUUUAUGUUAUAAAGAAGAAUGACGACGGCUGGUAUGAAGGUGUGUGCAACCGAGUGACCGGCCUGUUUCCCGGAAACUAUGUCGAAUCAAUCAUGCACUAUGCGGAUUAAAAGUACUUUCUUCAGGUCAGGUCUUGUAUUCAAUCAUGCCAUAAUUAUUUACAAAGGGUAACUAAAAGGUUAACAGUUGUCUUAAUGCUCUCUUUUAAAAAAAAGAUGUGCCCAUCCUUUCAGGCCAUACUGUUUAAAUGGUAUGAUUGAAUGUUCAUCUGUAAGCAUUUGUCUCUGCAGAGUUUGUAAAACAAGCAACUGUUUUAUUACUGAUUAUGCUUAUUUACUUACGCAUUGUUGAUUUUUAUGACCAGCCUAAAUAUUCUGGGGAAGUAGGGUAUAUAAUAUUUAAUGACUCAUGAUUCAAAAUGUGCCAUUUCUCUUUUUUUCCUUCAGUGCAGCAUGGUAAACUAACAACAAUGUUAGACUAACAUUAAAAAUCUGGUCAAAAAGUUUGAUAGUGCUGGUCAUCUACCUUUGUUUAGACUCUUGCUCAUCCUCAAACUAUAGUAUUUGUUUAAAAGCAUGCAUACAAACUUAUGUAUUGAAUUAUCCUUUUUUUUUUCAAAAAUCCAAGAUGCUUCCAAUUUGUUGUAAUCUUUUACCUGGAGUACUUUUACUAAAAGUUUAUUCCAGAGAGUCAUUUGAGUCUCUAAGGUGUCCAUGUGAAUCAAAGAUGGGUGGUCUUAUGAUGUAUGUGUAAUUUGUACCUGAGUUUUUUUUAAAUGAGUAAAUUUGCAUUGACUUUUCCAUUCAUAAAUACAUAAGUGAACCAAAGGUCUUGUCCAUUACUUUGUUGGCUUACCUUGGCAAAGCAAUAUUAGUGUGUUGACCUUCCCCUAUCAGCUGGGUCACUAGCUUUUAACGCAAGUCAGGGACUUGACAUCCCAUGACCAGGAUACCCAAAUCCAUGCAAGCUCACCAUGACUAUAAUUACACACACAACUAUUUGACUGCAUUUAACAUUACAGGAAGUGGCUCAACAUUGGCUGGUCACCAUUUUAAACCGUGGAAGAGCAGAAGCGGUAGAGGGGUAAACAAGCUUAUAGGAUGGGCACAUUUUGUAGAGAGGAGCCGUUCUAGCCGGGGGGAAUUGCACUUGAAUCCUUUAACAUGCUCUGGGGAUCUCUGUUGCCCAUGAGGAGAGCCUCCUUCCCCUUGCCUUAAGGUGUGAUUAGAGCUGAACAAGCAAGAGAUCUCAGGCUGAUGCCUCUUUCUCCACCCCCUGCCUCUACCAUCUUACUGCCUCCUAAGCAGUGUGCAUGUGGUGUUGGGAGGAACACCAGAACGGCACCCCCAGGAGUUUUGGAUCCUUCCAGUCCCUGCAAGUAGGCUCUUGCUUUGAUAGCUGUUCAUCCACAGGGACCUAUGAUAACACUCAGUGGCCUUGGUCAUGAAGUGGGUUGGUGCACUUUCAGGAGACAAACCUUUAAGCUAAGGUACACAUUCAACAGCUUCCAGAAUGUGAAAGAACAAACCUAAAAUGACUAUUUUAA
Gekko japonicus is the source of this 3077-nucleotide messenger RNA. It is a transcript of the gene ABI1, whose product is annotated as abl interactor 1. NCBI's taxonomy places the organism in Eukaryota, Metazoa, Chordata, Lepidosauria, Squamata, Gekkonidae. Gene Ontology annotation, molecular function: cadherin binding; SH3 domain binding. Bases 115 to 1641 code for a protein of 508 amino acids. The transcript has 12 exons. Gene Ontology annotation, cellular component: intracellular anatomical structure; lamellipodium. The record is from RefSeq and is a predicted model, not a curated record.